Messenger RNA from Nothobranchius furzeri (turquoise killifish), 5662 nucleotides. RefSeq names its product bradykinin receptor B2 (gene bdkrb2). Gene Ontology annotation, molecular function: bradykinin receptor activity; C-C chemokine binding; C-C chemokine receptor activity. Gene Ontology annotation, cellular component: membrane; external side of plasma membrane. Gene Ontology annotation, biological process: calcium-mediated signaling; G protein-coupled receptor signaling pathway; smooth muscle contraction. The record is from RefSeq and is a predicted model, not a curated record. Lineage: Eukaryota; Metazoa; Chordata; Actinopteri; Cyprinodontiformes; Nothobranchiidae.
UCAGAUCCAUGAUCAGAGUGUCCAAUCAACCUAUCCAUCCUACGAACUAUCUGCUCACAGUAAGUGCUCUUACUUACCUCUGGAAAACCCAGCAUCUCCGUGUCACUUCAUUGAUGUUCGGACGCUCGGGGAUUCCUAGAUCAAACCGCAAGCCGGCGUUUCACCAAUGCUACCACUUCCGCGUCUGUGAAACCACACUCUCUACAGCUGAACUCCUUGUAUUCCAGCCAGCCAGUCUGACAGUGUAUCAAUAGAAAAAAUACUUCUGAUUGUAUUAUUUUCUCAAAGGGUUUGCUUCCCAGUCGAAGUUAUGAGUUUUAAUUUGUUCACACUGAAUACGCUUGACUUCACUGUAGGACAAAGUUCACAGAUUAAAAAUAUGACCCUUAAUCGCCAGUGAACAGAAAUUUACAUUGAUCAAAAUAUAAAAUUUAAGUGAAAAAUUUUAAAUAUGGAGUUGUAUUCCUACAUGGUGUCAACCUCAUGGAUGUAAUGAAGCUGGAUCGACACGAGAUGUGAUCUUUUUAGAGCUUAAUACAGGUGAAACUUGAAAAAUUGGAAUAUUGUGCAAAAGCUAAUUUAUUUCAGUAUCUCAUCUUAGUGUAAUGUCCAGAAAUGGUCAAUUUUCACCUACAGAUUGACCUACAUGCCACUGGUCAUCUACAGACCUAAUUCUAUUCUCCAAGGUGGAUUUUACACUAUCUUCCUAAAAGCCCAGAAGGAUACCGCAACCUUGCUGACAUUUCAGGACAAACACGUUGUCAGCCUGUGUUCCCAAACAAAGCCUUCUCUGAUAACAUCGCAGGAGUGCCCACUCUCUGAAUAAAGUGAACAUUUUCAUGAAAUUAAAUAAUAAUAAUGUUUUGAUUAAUCUGUGCUUAAAUCAAUAAGGUUGAUUGAUCUGUGUUUGAAUUACUGAAAGUAUGAAAUGAAUUAUUACACUGAAUGAGUUAUAUAUAUGGUAAUCAGUAAUGUUUGAUAUGACAAGGCAAUUGUCACCCGCACUCAGACACAAGGACAAAUUAAAGUUAAACUCAUGACACAUAGAUAUUUCUUACCCCAGAUCAGAGCAUCAGGUAUCUCAAGAAGGCAUGAUGUCUGAGGUUUUCUUGGUAACAUCCCUUAACAUGGCAUGUUCCGAUUGGCCAAGAAUUCAUAACAUGAGAAUAUUAAAACAUAAUCACUCAGGUGAUUCAGCAGUCGCAUUCCAGCUUUCCAUCAUUCAGCAUUCAGUUCUAGAGAAAGACCCUGCUCAAAGCUGCCUACCGCUGACACAGCAAACGGUUCCAGCAGAACAAAGCGGAUAUUGUUCUGGCUCCCUAAGAGUCCUUCUAGACGCAAAUGGCUCCAUCCAUCUGUUGUGACCCAGAAAAAAUCUCUGGACUGGAGAGUCGGUGCUGCGGUCACCCUACAACCCUCGGUGCCAGAGGUCAUCUGACCUCUCUGACCUUCGGAUCCAUGAAGAGGGUCUUCCAAAGGGUGAGGUAGACACACACAUAGCGUCUGAUGCCUUUUUGAUACGAUCCAACUUCAUAGCUUAACGCAAACCAAAUUCUUUCCUUUUUACACCCCAAACUCAGUUCUUCUAGACAUGAAGGUUCUGAUAACCUCACAUUAACAUAGUCACCAUACAUCACAUUCCAUCCACCCAGAUCCAUCCAUCACAGUAAAUAUUAGUUAACUUGUCAUGUCUUUAAUUGUUUGGAAAAUAAAUUCUUACUUUUAUAAACCUGACUCUUUUCUUGAAUCAAGACGAAGUGUCCUACAAUCCCUGAAUAAACAAAGAAUCCUAGAAUCUUCUAAUUAACAUUCAAAGACCAAGCAGGUUGGUGUUCUAUAUUUAUAUAGAGUAUCACAGCUUAUUGGUCAUAGGUAAAGGUAAUAUAUUAAGCUUUUAAAGCACUAAAUUUACCAACCUUACGUUAGACUGAGAGACCAUCUAAUGGCUCAGGAACCGUUUGCAGGUGUUUCAGAUUCAUUUGCUGAUUAGAGUGUGACCCUUUGAGUCUAGAAUAUUGAAUCUUUUCACAAUAUUCUAAAUGUGAGAUUUAGAAUAUUUGGUUAGGGUUAUGGUGGUUAAAAGAUGCAAGCCAUAUAAUCAUCACAAUUACAAGGAGGAACAUUUUGCAUGUUCUCCCUUAAAAAUCAUAGAGAAGUUUGAAAUUUGUGUUGCAGGUGUGUUCCUACUGUGAGAGACAGCAUUUUUUUAUUGCAACACGCAUCACAUUGUAUGAUUUUUAAAUAAUGUUUUGUUUUUUUGCACCCUGAAAUCGCUGACACAAGCAGCCAAAAUGAGUUUCCUCUACAGCGUGUCUGGGCUCUCCCUUAGAGAUAGGGUAAGAAGCUCAGUCUUCCAGGAGAGGCUUAGAGUAGAUCCGCUGCUCCUCCGCAUCAAGAGGAGCCAGUUGAGAUGGCUCGAGCAUCUGGUUAGGAUGCCUUCUGGACACCUCCCCAGGCACAUCCAACCGGGGGGAGACUUAAAGGAAGACCCAGGACACUUUGGAGGGACUAUGAUCCUCUGCUGGACAAGGAAUGCCUAGGAUUCCCCCAGAGAUGUUUGCCAAAGUGGUUGAGGAGAGGGAACUCUGGGCCUCUCUGCUUAGGCUGCUGCCCCCGCAACCCAACCCAGGAUAAGCGGAGGACAAUGGAUGGAUGACAGUAUGUUUACUACUGUGUGAAUAUUUUGUGUACAUGUAUUUCAGAGACAUUUUAUAACAAAUUUGUCCCUCAAUUUCUCCACCUCUUCAUGCAGACACCACCUAUAAACCCACGUUUCCCCAUAAUUUCAUUCCACGAAUAAAAAGUUUGUGGGUGUGUUUGUACUCCGUCGGUCAUGAUGUCGUCGUCAGAUGUUUUCUGCAACACGUUCUCUGAUAUGCUCAGUGUUUGCUGCGCUCCUUUAUUUUUUAAUGAUCGGUCAAUCACUUUCAACAGACAGUAGAACAUUUGAAGGAGUAUAAAUCAGGCUCACCUCCUAUCACAACUCUAAGAGCAGCAUUUUGAAUCAGAUGGAGGUCUAUUAGAGAAUAUUUUAGACAUCCUGAUCAUAAGAAUUGUAAUAGUAAAGUUCUGAAUUUGUAUCUUUUUUCUGAAGAUUGAGAUGUCCUGAAGUAUUGAAAGUGAUGAGGCAAUGUUCAUUUGGAUCAGAAAAUAUUUAACGAUUCUUCCUAGUAACUGGACCUGGUCAAAAACACAAAUAUAAACCACAAUGAGUCAUGAAUUGAUCAUUUUGGAUUUACCUUUUGGAAAUUUUGCAAUUCCUUUGAUUGUUGCCUCAAUGUAUUUGCAGGAAUGUUGCAUCCUGGAAACCUCUACAACUGUCUGGAAUGUUUUGGAGUUAUGGAACUAAACUUCUUUCUUUUAAAAUGAUGAAUUGAAAUUAUUGCUUGGAAAUGAUCUUCACUUUCUCAGAUGGGUGGAAAGAUCAUUUCUGACAUUAUUCUCCUCUAAAUUAAUAUUGACGUAAAGGCUCCAGACUCGAGAACUAACACCUGAUUUUAGAGCUCUGCACUCGCGCUGAUGAUCAUAUAUAAAGUAUAUAAAGUUAAUUUCUUUGUUAGCACCUGUAAAACCUUAGAAAUAAAAGACAGUAAAUGUUCGGAUUUGAUUAAAACCGAAGCCAGAAAAGAAACAUGCUUUCAGUGUAUAGUCUUACUGUCAAGUGGACAGUGGAUGAACACGAGAGCCAGUCAUGGGUUACGUAGCAUGCUGACUGCAGGAUAAACUCGCCUUGCCUUUUUGGCUGACAUCACACUAAUUGCAGUUUACUUAAAGGGAGCAAGGCAGAGGAGAGUGAGACAGUUACCUCCUAACAGUGGAGCAGACCAUCUGGAAAUCUCACAUCUGGACACACUCAGGGAACAUGACUCUUCAGCCUACGAGCAUCCCCAGCUUCAACGUCACUCCAUCGAACACGGACCGUAACGCUACCAAUGACUCCUCCUGUCCAGAGCCAGAGGCCUGGGAAUGGCUCUACGCCAAUCAGCCUGUGUACAUUCUGAUCAUCAGCGUGUUGGGAAUCAUAUUCAACCUCUUUGUCUUGAUGGUGUUCUGCCUCCACAAGAAGCCGUGCACCAUAGCUGAGAUCUACUUAAGUAAUCUAGCUGCAGCUGAUCUGGUUUUGGUGUCCUGUUUGCCUUUCUGGGCAGUCAACAUCUCCAAUAAUUUCAAUUGGCCUUUUGGUGAAUUUAUGUGCAAAGUUGUUAACGUGGGCAUUAAAGUGAAUAUCUACUGCAGCAUUUAUUUUCUUGUCCUGGUUAGCAUAGAUCGCUACUUGGCACUGGUGCAUGCUCUGUCACACGGGAGAAUGCGCAGGCCUAAGUAUGCCAAACUAAGCUGUUUGCUGACUUGGGGCUUUGGCUUGUUGUUGAGCAUCCCCACGUUCAUCUUUAGGGAAGUGAGCUAUUUCCCGGAGUAUGAUGUUGAAGCGUGUUAUCUGGAAUAUCCAAACCUCUCAGUAGAGCUGUUUUUUGAUGGCUUGUUACUGAUACUCAGCUUCAUCGUUCCCAUUUCAAUCAUCUCAUUCUGCACGUUGAAGAUCAUUCAAGCUCUGAAGACUAAGGUGAUAGAGAGGUUCAACGCGGAGAAAACGGAGCAGAAAGCCACCACCCUGAUACUGGUGGUCCUCCUGGCCUUCCUCAUAUGCUGGGUGCCAUUCCACUUGAUCACCAUUUUAAACAUGCUGUCACGAGCCGAAGUCCUCGUGGGGUGUCACGUCUCAUCGGUGUUGGAUAUCUGCAACCAGAUCUUCACCUACCUGGGAUUCUUCAACAGCGUGCUCAACCCAGUCCUGUACGUAAUUGUUGGGAAGAACUUCAGAAAGAAAGUUCAGGAACUCGUAAAGCAGUGGAGCAUUAAAAGGACAAUAAACUCUGAGUCCACGCGCUCAAACUUAUCUUCCACACUCAAAACGCUGGUCUAGAACAUCUCUAGUCAACAUUCUCCUUAAAAUCGUACUUUAGCGAGAAACGGAGGAUUGUGAUGUACAGUAACUUUAUUAACUUGGUGAAUGAUUCAAAUGAUUUUAAUAUUUAAAGUUUUGUCCCUAUUUAUUUAAGAUCUAAUUUGUGUAGCAGGGCAUGGCAGUUGCUUCCUGGAGAAGAAACCUUUAUUUGUUUGCUGUGAUUGAUUGUCUAAUUGCUUUAAAAAAUAGAAAAUAUAAUAUUCUUUUAUCAUUAAAGGCGGCUUUUUGUGUUAUUUGUUAUAUAACCAAUAAACUAGACAAAAAGCAUGCUCUUUAAAUGUUGCAAAGCUUUUAGAUCCUAGCUGAGUGGGGAAAAUAAACAGAGGCAUCAAAACAACAGCUUGCUAAGUGUUUUUUGGUGUUUCUGACUCACCCUCUGCAAAGUAAAAAACAAUUUGGUCUACAAUUUUCCAGUUGCAACACACAUGCAACCACUUUUUUGUGGUUUGCACAGACAUUAACCUUCUCACUUUGCAUUUCUUUCUAGAAAGCAAUUUUAAUGGCCCAAGUGUUGACUCAUUGUGGGCUGUGGGCAAGGGUCCACCCUGAGGUACCCUCAAAGUGGAGUCGAGCUGUGGCAAACAGGAAAUCAAAUUUUACUGCACGUGCUGGGGCUCAAAACAGUUGUGGAACAAUUAACAUGCAGGCAGACACAGAAACCUAAAAUAAAGUAUUUGUCUAAGUGACCUCUUUUAACUU